AAUGGAAGGGACGGAAUGGAUAGUCAUUAUAGUCACUAUCAUUCACAUUAUUCUGGCACCAGGAACAAAAGUUGAAGAAUCAUUUAAUGUUCAAGCAACUCACGAUUUGAUGUUUCAUCUUCCUACUAAUCUUAGCAAUUAUGAUCACUCACAGUUCCCUGGUGUCGUUCCACGAACAUUCAUUGGUCCAAUCAGUCUUGCAAUCCUAUCUUCUCCGAUGUCAUUUAUCUUCAGAUUCUGGGCAAUUCCAAAAAUGUGGCAGCUACUUCUUAUCCGCGCAACUCUUGGAUUGAUGAAUGCGAUGGCGUUUCUCUACUUUGCUCGAUCCGUUAAUCGAAAAUUUGGAAGAGAAACUGCAAUGUAUCUACGAUUGAUUAUGUGCACUCAAUUUCAUUAUAUUUUCUACAUGUCACGCCCACUUCCAAACACAUUUGCAUUGAUUCUUGUAAUGAUUGUAUUCGAGAGGCUAUUAGAAGGAAGAUAUGAAAGUGCUGUCAGAUAUGCUACAGCUUCAGUGAUCCUGUUCAGAUGUGAACUUGUCCUUCUUUACGGCCCCAUUUUCUUGGGAUACAUGAUUUCUGGACGUCUCAAAGUAUUCGGAUUCGAUGGUGCAAUAGCUAUCGGUGUUCGAAUUGCAGCAAUGUGUCUAGCUGUCUCCAUUCCAAUCGAUUCCUAUUUUUGGGGACGACCUCUUUGGCCAGAAGGAGAAGUCAUGUUCUUCAAUGUCGUUGAGAACAGAAGCCAUGAAUAUGGUACGCAACCAUUCUUAUGGUAUUUCUAUUCUGCUCUUCCACGAUGUCUACUCACCACUACAUUGCUUGUUCCUCUGGGUCUUUUGGUAGAUCGCAGACUUCCACAAAUUGUACUUCCAAGUGUCAUCUUCAUAUUCCUCUACAGUUUCUUACCACACAAAGAACUCCGAUUUAUCAUCUACGUUCUGCCAAUCUUCUGCCUUUCAGCGGCAGUUUUCUGUGCUAGAAUGCUCAUUAACAGACAUAAGUCGUUCUUCCGUAUGAUUCUAUUUUUCGGAGUCAUCCUUCAUUUACUCGCCAAUGUUCUAUGCACUGGAAUGUUCUUGCUUGUUGCUUCAAAGAAUUAUCCAGGAUUUGAUGCACUCAAUUAUCUACAAUUUCAAAAUCGAUUCGAUGCAAAGAAACCUGUAACAGUGUAUAUUGAUAAUGCCUGUGCACAAACUGGAGUUAAUAGAUUUCUACAUAUCAAUGAUGCUUGGACGUACAACAAGACGGAAAAUCUGAAGCCCGCUGAUCUCGAAAACUUCGAUUUCCUUGUUCUCGGCACAUAUGGCAACACGUUGAAGACAGAAGUAGAGUCAAAGUUCGUGACGUGGCAUCGACCGUUGUUCUUCGUCAACUCAUUCCACCAGUAUAAGAUCAAAAAGAGCAGACAAUUUCCAUGGAUUUAUCCCGAAAUCAUAUACACCGAGAAGGCAGUGGUGUUGAAGAAUAGGAAUUAUAAAUAGUUUUUUUUUGUGCAGGUUCAUAUUUUUUAAGCUGAAACUAUGUAUUGUCUUGAAGGAGAAAGAGGGGUUUAAUUAUAUGGGUUUUUCUAUUUUUUUAUUCAAUUAUACGGUGUCUAGGUCGACAGUUCAUUUUGAUCUCUCUUUUUUCCUUCUCACUUUCUUUUGCUAUUCACUUGUCUAUAUUAUGUAUUCAAAUUGUUCUGUGAUUCUAUACUUUUUCCGAUUAAUUUAUUAUGAAUAUAUGUAACUCAAUUUUCAACGCAAUAAGGCACAAUUGGUGAAUAAAUGGGCUUUUGAGGUGGGGGUGGGGGGACUUUCAAACUGUAUAUAUUUUUCGGUGGGCUUUUUCUAGAACUUUUUUUUUCUCAAAAUGCGGAACCAAUAUUGUUAGUAUUUCAAGUAUCACAGUGAAUGUAUAUG
Molecule: messenger RNA, 1900 nt
Organism: Caenorhabditis elegans
Lineage: Eukaryota; Metazoa; Nematoda; Chromadorea; Rhabditida; Rhabditidae
Gene: algn-12
Product: Dol-P-Man:Man(7)GlcNAc(2)-PP-Dol alpha-1,6-mannosyltransferase
Exons: 6
Coding region: 2-1480 (492 amino acids)
Cellular component (GO): endoplasmic reticulum membrane
Molecular function (GO): glycosyltransferase activity; dol-P-Man:Man(7)GlcNAc(2)-PP-Dol alpha-1,6-mannosyltransferase activity
Source: RefSeq, marked reviewed